This is a messenger RNA of Culicoides brevitarsis, 1335 nucleotides long. Its product is annotated as glycoprotein 3-alpha-L-fucosyltransferase A-like. Gene Ontology annotation, molecular function: fucosyltransferase activity. The record is from RefSeq and is a predicted model, not a curated record. The transcript has a single exon. The coding region runs from base 1 to 1335 and encodes 444 amino acids. Gene Ontology annotation, cellular component: membrane. Lineage: Eukaryota; Metazoa; Arthropoda; Insecta; Diptera; Ceratopogonidae.
AUGGGAGUCACAGAACGUAAAACAGUUGAACUUCAACAAAAAGUGGUCAAAUUUCAAUUGAGGAGAAAAUAUUUGUAUUUCACGUUUUUUGUAUCAAUUUUUAUGACAUGUUUAUAUGUUACUAUACCUCUACCAUCCGAAUCAGAAAUAAUUGUAAAAUGUUCCAAAGUAAAAACUGUUGAAUUGUAUUUUUUCAAUGAAAGGAAAAAUUUGACCAAAGACGUUGAUGUUACGAAAUUGCCACUUUUCCCAAAAGAAGAUCCUAUAAGCGAUCGGAUAGUAAAUCAACUUUUGUAUAUGCCGCCCAAUUAUGAGAAUUAUGCCAAAAAUCUUUCUCUUGAAAAGUACAAGAAGAUCAGUAUAGUUGAACCAGAACGUUGGGGAGCGUUCGAAAAAGGAUUUUAUAAGCUUGGAACUGAAAUGUUCAAGUCUUGUCCUGUUUUUACAUGUACAGUAGAUAACAAAGACACGUCUGAAGCUGAUCUUGUUUUGUUCAAAACUCACAAAUCUGAGCCAAAAAAGCAUCCAAAUCAAUUGCGUUUACUUUUUGAGCUUGAAGGUCCUCCCUUUAUACAAAAUACGAAUUAUGUAACAGAAAUUGUCGGAGAGUAUGAAUGGGUCUCAACAUAUAGACAUGAUAGCGAUAUUCCAGUACCUUAUGGAAAAUGGAUGUACUUUGACGAUCGCGUCAGGCAACUUGAGCAAACGGAGAAUUUCGCAGCAGGAAAAACGAAGAAAAUCGCCUGGUUCGUUUCCAAUUGUCAUCCGUACAAUAAACGAAUGGAAAUAGCAAAAGAGCUGCGAAAGUAUUUGCCUGUAGAUAUCUUCGGGAAAUGCAGUGAUCAAAAUCAAACUUGUCCCAGAGGCGAAUCUUGUGACAAAAUGCUCGAAAGUGACUACAAAUUCUACUUGGCUUUCGAAAAUGCAGAUUGUGGCGAUUAUAUUACCGAAAAAACUUUCAAGUCAUUGAAAUACAAAGUUCUACCGAUCGUGAUGGGUGCUCGUCCUGAGGAGUAUCGAAGUCUUUUGCCGGAACGAUCUUUCGUUCAUGUCGAUGAUUUCGACUCCGUGGCACAUCUUGGAGCAUAUUUGCAACUUCUCGAUCAGGAUGACAACUUGUAUAACUCGUAUUUCGCAUGGCGCGGAACUGGGGAAAAUAUUGAUGAUUACAGUACUUAUUAUAAACUGUACUGGUGUCGUUUAUGCGCAAUGCUUCACAAUCCAAAUAGAAUGGAUCUAUCCAAAACUGCAUUAUAUAACACAACUAUCGAAGAAUGGUUCUAUCGAGAUUGCCAAAAUGACGGAUGGAAAAUGAAUUUCAACGGUACAAGUUGA